Molecule: messenger RNA, 5153 nt
Organism: Vicugna pacos (alpaca)
Lineage: Eukaryota; Metazoa; Chordata; Mammalia; Artiodactyla; Camelidae
Source: RefSeq, a predicted model, not a curated record
UCCUGAGGUCCCCGCUUUAGGUCUCGGGGCGGUUGUUGAGGGGAGAAGGGAGUGGGCGGAGGACUUCCCGGAGCCGAGGAUUCAGCCCCCUUUGGCGUCUCAGCGGCUCCUCGGGCUGGAGGGCUGCGGGGUGGCUGGUCCCGGACCCGGAGCUGCUCGCCGGUCCCGCCCACUUCGCUGGAAGCUGCAGGACUGCUUUCCUGAAACGUAAUGGAUCGGAGAAGAAGGCCGGCCUGGGGAAGCGGCUGGGAGGCGGAAAAGUCCGCAGGAGAGCGCAGGUGAGGCUGACUAAAAUUGAGAUUCAUUCUGCCAAGCUGGAGAAUGGCGAUCGUGAAGCUUGCUGAUCGAGGAGAAACAACCGCAAAAUUAGCAUCCUUCUAGAAGAGAAGCUUUGGUUCAUGUGCCUGACGGACAGUGGGGCCAAGCAAACUGAAAUGUUGGAAUUUGGAGCAGAGAAAGGUUUACUGCAAGGCCAAACAAGGAGAGGAGGGAUAGGAGAGUGAUACUCCACCCAGAAUGGAAGUGUGUCCUUACUGUAAGAAGCCAUUUAAACGACUGAAAUCCCACUUGCCGCACUGUAAGAUGAGAGAACCAGCUAUACCUGCUGAUGGAGAGGUUUGUCAGCCCAAGCCAGCUACACUCCCACAUGCUAAGAAAAUCAAAGGACCAAUCAGAGGCCUAAUUAAAGCUAAAGAGAGAGGGCUAGGGACAGACAGUGAGAAAAGAAAUCCUGAAUUGAAAGGAGACAAAUCAGAACAGACAGUGAAGUCCUCUCCACUACUAGCCGUUGGUUUGGAAAAAGCAAGUAGUACAAAGGCCAGUAAAGCCAUCAAGAAUCAAAUUCAACCCUCCUUCAAAAUGUUAAAAAAUACUGAACCAAAGAUUACUCUCCAGGGAGAAACUACAGCUCAGUUUUCUGCAUCAGGGAACACCACGCCUAAAAAAGGACUUGCCAAAGAUUUGCCUAAAUCAGGGAAAAGUAGAAAUGAUCCUUCAGAAACUGAAGCAACUUUAUCUCUUGGCCCAAUGGAACCUUCAUUGUCAAAUCAAGACAGCAAAUAUUCUUCCGUCUUCCCUAAUGAUGUACAAGCCACUUCUGCUGAUUUAAGAUUGGAUAAGAUUGAUUCCCCAAGACAGAACCUUCUAGUAAAAUUACUAGAUACGUCUGAUGAUUAUCAUAGUUCUCCCAUGAAUCUCAGUUAUGCAGUCAAAAGGGUAAACACAUCAUCAUCAGGCAGUGAGAGAAAUUCCAAGGCCAGGAAUCAGCGCUCUGAAGUGUAUGCUGAUGUUAAGGACUCGGGGGCUCAGGGAAAGAACACAGGAUCACAAGUUGCAGCUUUUAAAAUUAACCCAUUAGGUCAAAUCCAGGUCAUGGAGAACCAGGGAAAAGGACUUAACCUUGGAGCAGAAGCAUGUGGAGGCAAAGAGAAUGCAGAGAACAGUGUAUUUGUGACAGAGAUGGAGGAAUGCUCUUCCAUGAGCGAUGACUCUAAGAAGGCCUUUAGUACCAAUUCAGUCACGGAGAAGAAAUUUCAAGAUGAACGUCCCAGUUUAAACCUGUUCACACCAGCAGAGACAACUCAAAAUGAGCUUCUUUCUGUAUCACGGUCACACAAUCAAAGUCUUCCUUCUCUGGCUGUAAAAUUUCUCCAGGAAGAGAAAGCAGAAGCCUGCAGUCAUAAUCCAGUCUCCGCUGUAAAGGCAUUGAUGAAGAGAGAGGAACAAGCAUCUCUGGCACCCGAAUUGGGCUGUCAGCCCCAAGCAUUGCACUUUAGGGACCAGCAGUCUUCAUAUUCCACCCAGCAUCACGCUUCUACAAGCUCCUCUGCCGGUCAGAUCAGUGUCACCAACCAGAAGACCCUGUCGAGCUCUCUAGGACUGGAAUGGUUUCCAGAGCUCUAUCCUGGUUAUCUUGGACUUGGGGUGUUGCCAGGGAAGCCUCAGAAUUGGAACAUGAUGGCCCUGAAGCCUCUGCUCUUCAGUCGCCAGGGGGAAAGAUUCUCACAAGUUCCUUUGUUGGAAAGAAGUUCGACGGCAGUGAGGAGUUUGGAACCCCCGACCAGACUCACAACCUCCAACUUCUCUCUAAUGAGGUUCUUGGGAGCUCUCCAAAAAGGCUGGAUCAGGUGCAGCACCACCGUGAAGUGUGGAGUCGGUGGCAUCACGAUGCUGUUUGCAGGAUACUUUGUCCUUUGUUGUAGCUGGAGUUUCAAGCAUCUGAGUAAGCUGUUCUGUAUUUUCAGCCUAAAUUACAGGUCACAUCCCAUCAUAGGCACCUCCGGGGGAUUUUCCGAAUUGCUUUCUGUAUGUCAGUUUGGCAUUAUCUGACUUGCCCUAGUGAAUGAGCUGUUGCCUGAGGCUCUGGGGUUUUUUCCUUAGAGGUUUUGGUUAUAUAAAUGGCCUUAUAAGAUUUGACUAGAAUUUACAUAACUGCUUUUAUGCUCCAUUUAAGGCUGUCACUGGAGAUCUGGUAAGCUUGUGUUUUUUCCCUAAAGCUGUUUGCUUGUUAAAAGAUAGGGCUCUUCUCCUUGGUCACUCAAUUCCUACCUGAGAACUUUCUUAAGAUUGAAACCAGAUAGCUUUAUACCUCACAAGAGAGGGGGCUAAACAGAACACAGCUGUCACUCGUCAGUGUGUCUGAGGCUUAGAGCUGUUUUAGUUAAUCUACUUUCAACAUUAAAAAGCAAACACCUUUUGAGGUAAGACUUUCAGCUUGGACCAGAUCUUACCAGAAAGGAAAUGCCUGGAUUUCAUUGUUCUGUUAGCUCCAAAUAACUUUUGCUCAUUCUUUAAAGUAUUGGUUUAUAAAAAUAUAUCCUAAUUGUUAAAAAUGAGGAAAAACUACCAGGAAAGGCCCAGUAUUCCUCUGCAAUUUAAGAAAGAAGCCCACUUUCAAAUGAAAACUUUCAGUGUAAAAGUAUAAAAUAACCAUUCAUACUGGAGACCAAUAGAAUUCACAAACUUUUAAAGUAUCAGAUUUGACUGUAAUUGGAUGUUUUGGCUAAUUCAGUGCCAGCACAUAGGAGAGCUGGUCAGGCAGCGGAAGUGUGUCCGCAGCAGGCUUCCAUGCUGAGCAGCAGGGCGUAGCCGCCGGCCCCGGUAUAACACAGUUGGCCGUUGGUGAGAAAGAGGAGCUCCUUUCUGAUCAUCCCCUCAAAAAUGGAGAUGCCCGAAACCUCGAGUCGUUCCUUUCACUGGGAGAAGGCCUUCCCUGAAAGCUUUACCUGCCCGAAGGGAUCACGGAGGUGAUGCUGGAGGUUAUUUUUCCCUUCUCUAAAAUGAGACUGAAGAAAGUGAGGCAGAAACAUUUUGUGGUGCCUAAAACAAAAAUAGAAUGAGCGAUAGAGGCAAGAGAUAGGAACGGUCAAUAGCGUGGCCUUUGGGACCUUACGUUUAUCUCUGUUUAUCCAAAGAGCUGCAGCGCUGGCGUAAGUAACAUUGACCUGAAACCACUUAAGAAAGCUUUGCAGCUCCAAGGAGAGCGCGGUGGAGACAGCUGCAGCGUGUAUUUAACAGCGUAAACUUGUGGUGGGGGCAGGGGAGGGUGAAAAGAAUAAAAUUACUGGAAUCUAAUAAUUAUACAGGAAGCAUGUUUUUUUAAAUGUGGACAGAUCUGGUGCUGUCUGCAUAUUUCUUUGGCUUGUUCUCAAAAGAGACAAAGUUACUGGAAAAAAAAUUCAGAAGAUGACAGAGUUCAGUGUUAAAAUUUUUAAAUAAGCUUUUUAUUUCCUAAUACUCAGUAAAAACUAGCAUCUCAAUUUUAAAUCUUUCCCGAAAAUUGUUCUCUGUGUCUUGGCAUUUUGCCAUUCAUCUAAACUAGAGACUGGGCUACAUGUACGCUGAUUCAGUGUAGUGUCUGAAGUGGCGGAAAAUCGGGACACAUCAGGCCCUUUCCCUUGGGAAUGGGCAGGCUCUCUUGGGUCGCUGACCAGGCCUUGGCAGAUGUGAGGCACAAAAAGCAGGGUUGGGGCUCAGAGUUGCAGGGGAGCCCAUGAAACGUCCUUGGCAGAUAGUUUUAAGCUGAUUAAAACAGCACACUAAGCAGGAUGUUGAAUCACCUUGUCUACAUCUUAAGCAUCAUAGUGAGCAGAUGCGAUUCUUUUCAGAAUCCCACCCUCCCCCCUCCCAAGAAUUUCAGUGAAAUAAUCAAAUAUUCCUUUCACUUUGUUAGUCUUGUUGGCUGGAGGGGUUUUUUGUGUCUUCCCUCAUCAAAAUUUUCAGCGAUUUUUAAAUUGUAUGACUUCUGCUUUGGUCCCUAGAGAGAAACUUGGCUACUGUGAAAGGCUGUGAGGGAAUUUAAUUGGGAUAGCACAGCUGGAUGACUUUUCCAACACCGGGCGUUGACUGUGUAUCAUAUAUAGAUAUGCCCCUACCUGUCAGUCCUUCUGUCUGUGUCAGCCUUGCUUGUGAUGUCCUCAGGCCAGAAGCCAGGCGUGCCAUUUCUCUUGUUCCAGCUCCCUCAGAAUGACAGAAAAGCAGGCGUGCUGUUUGAGGGCCAACAUUUGUGUGUUGCCUCAUCGUCCUUCUCUCUUCCCAUAACCUGAGCUGCUUUGUCUCCCAUGUCUAUUCUCCCAUCCCCUGUCCCCUUCUCCCUCUCUAAUUAUCCACCGUGGGAGUAAUUUAAUUCUGCCUCAAAUCCUCAUGGUUAAGGAAAAGGUACACUAGAAUUCCCCAUAGGGGAAAACUCAAGGUUGAGGGAGAGUGUACUACAGGUCUGUAUUUUAAUGACUGAGAAUGUCAUCAGAACUCCAAAAACAAGGUCUCCUUUUGGAGUGGCUUUGUGGCCAUUCUUUAACGCCCUUUGAGAGAGACAGUCAGGGAGGGAUUCUCCCUGCACCUCCGCUAUGGCCUUUCUCUACAUCCGAAACGCUCAGGGUACAAAAGUAGAUGAGAAUGACCGCUCCGCUGCGUCCUCUUCCCCGGCCCCCUGCAGCAGGGGUCAGCAGACCACGACAGCCCACGGGCACGAGCCAGCACCCGGCCUGUUUCUGUGAUGUCUCCCUGGAACACAGCCCUGCUCCCUCGGCUAGGUGCUGGCUGUGGCUGCCUCCACGCUGCAGAGGCAGGCAGAGCCCCCAGCGCCUGCAGAGCUGAGAAUGGUUCCUCUCUGGCCCUUUUCAGAAGGCAAGCCGGCCCCAGCCCUAGACGAGCAC